UUCCACUCCAUGGUCACUGAGAAGAACUGAUGCAUUCAUGCCGAUGAGACGGAUGCCACGAAUGAAUGAAGGAUAUUUGUGGGCCCACUCGUCUCAAGGCUCUUCAAUAGUCGGCGCCAGUCGAAAGGGAAGUGGUGGGGCCGCACCGCCCUCGUGAGGGCGGGCACAGGCAGAAGAUGGCCUCAGGUGUGGCAGGCGGUGGUUCGAAGCGGCAACUGGCACCGCUGCUCAAGCUUGGAAGGCAGCACACGCGGGUGGCUACGUGCAUAGAGAGAAUUCACGAGGGGGGUCUGCAGCGAUCAACCGCCGCACAAGCGGGCCCGUCGCGAACAUCGCAUGCGGCGAUCGGCUCUGGUGCACUCCUGAGCUCAUCUUCAGGGUUUGCAUCUUUCUAUCAUGUUUAUCCCUCCGCAUCUGCCUCUUCUGCUGCUGGGCCUGGGACUCCUGGCUCGCUCGGCUUCCUCCACGAGGCUGGGCUGCCGUUCUUGAAGCAAGCAAGCCCAGGUCACGGCCAGUCUUCCCAUGCGGAGCAAAGCUCUAACCAGCACACAUUCUGUGGUGAGAACUCCGCCGCCGACCAGCCUGUGCGGACUUCCAAAGGCUCACACGGCUUGACCGCCGCUUGGAAAGGCAAGGCAACAACCCCAAACGUCGAGGAUGUUGAUCUUCAACCACCAUCCCAAGCUUUCACGAUUGCCGAAUCUCCUUCGCAACAGCCAGAAUCAAUAUCGCUUUCUACCCUUUCGGCAAAGGCAGCGGGUAAGCAGCCAGAACGUGCCGGGAUUCUACGAAGUUCGGCGAGACCAAGGCUUAUCGACUAUGAACAUGAGCUCGUGCAGCGCUCCCUGAAAGUCACAGACAAAGUCCUUCUUGGUGUGCUUCAGCAAGAUGAGUAUGACUCGAUCCAAGAGGAUCAUUCCUCGCUAGCAGAAUCUUCCAAUCGUGCGCAAUAUUCCACUUCGAGCAAGAUAGAAGCAUAUAUCGUCUUGCGCAAUCGCGCACGCAGGAACGCAAUUCGUGCCUCCAAUGGCCCCAGGCGGCAGCAAUAUUUAUCGCGACUCUCCGAUGAGCAGCUUGUUUCUCUUGCAGAAGAGACCAUCUCAAAUAUCAGCAGUGCAACGACACCACACUUGGGCGAGCAGGCACAGCAGAUUGCUGCGCUGUUCGUGAGUGAUGUGAAUGGGCCUAUUUUCGACGCAUCGGACCUCGAAGAAACUGGGCGGGUUUCGUUGCUGCAAUCUUCGAGCAAUGCAGCUGAUUCGACCCAGGCACUGCUGAAAAAGCUCAAGCUUGCAGCUGACAAUAUCGAGCGGUCGUUCAAGCGGCACCAGAAAACGCGAGCGCCAUCACAAUCUGGCGGCGGGGAGCUGCGUGAGCUCGCCACCAAAGUUGCAGAAGAGGGAAAGCUGCCGAGCCAAAGUGCAGCUGUAGCGGAUGACACUCUAUUCAACACUCCGCUUGGCUCUGACAGGCGAAAGCUGGUGCUGGAAGCCGUGGUAAGGAGAGCUGCAGGGUGUGAGCUGUUCCCGCAACAACGACGCGGUGGCGAAGGGAGACGAGGGAAGCGGCCAGCUCUCAAACCCGCUAUCUGCACCGAUGUCGUCAAAUUGCUUCUUGACGAACAAGGAAAGGAUGCCCGCGAUGCGCUGCCUCUGGUAAUCGGCUCGUUAUCGAGGACGAAUCUGCGAGGUUUGCUCAUACAGCUGCUGCGAGCGGGGGACCCCGGGCUCCUACAGACAAUAGAGGGCUUGCAGAGGAGGCUGCAAGGUUGGCAUAUCGCAUCGCGUCGAGGAGCAUUGGGACAACGGCAUUGCGAGAGUCAGGAUGCUGUUUCGGACUUUCCAAGCCUGCAAGAAGCUGCACAUUUGAUAGAGUAUUACCUCAAACCAGAGGUCUUCUCUGUCCGCCUCAUUAAGCCCUGGAACCAAAAACGGCGCGCCGAAGCAGCUUCGUCGGCUCUGAAGGUCUUUCGCGGCCUCAUCGCUCGUCUUUUACGCGCUCCUGACGAAGGAGCUAGCGAGCCAUCGUUGUCAGUGGACGAAAUCAUCCGGCAAAGCCAACGAGACGGACAUCUGCUCAUAGCCUGGCUCGAACAGCGCGCAUCAGACCCUGCACGCUUCGCAUCUCAGAAAGCGAACCUCACCUUCUGCUUAACGCUACGGAUCACGAUGCUACGCUUGCUGCUGCGCGAGAAAGCAGCUGUACGCGCGGCAGUUUUCAUGCGUGAGCUAGCAAAAGACAUUUUUCGCAUGGAGCGUCCGGUCAAAGUCGGCGAGGCAGCAGCAUACAGCGGAGCGCCUCCCGACUUCUUGCAGGAUCUGGCGACUGAAGCGUCGCAUAUCGAAGAUGUCGCCGCGACGCCAGCUGAGCAGCUGCUCGCAUCUUUGUGCUCUCAGACGCUCAAGCUUCACGAAGAGCAAGGCAAUCCAGUGCCGGUUAAAAGUGUCCUGGCGCUUUCAGACGCUCUCAUUAGUUUGACGCGCGGGGUCGUGCGAGAGUUGUCGCCGGCGGCUGUGCGCUCGUACAUCGAGUCGGCCUGCGCUGUCGAUUGCGCCAAUGCAGCUGCCAUCGCAUUACUCGCCAUGCGGCGGGCGACCGGACAUGACCCUAAUAUCUUUGGCCGGUUGGAACUCAGUCCACAAAUCACACUGGACGUGCUGGAGGCCAUGGUGAGGGAGCGGAGAGACAGCGAUGUGGAGCUGCUUUCGCGCCACGUCGAUAUCGACGAUUUUGGCAGCGAGCAGGACAAAGACAGGUUCUUGCACAUCUUGGCGAAGGCGCAAGUGCGCGAGCGCGUGAUGCAAGCGUACCGGAAGCUCGACGCUGAGCAUCACCUAUCGUCAAAAUCGAUGUGGAGGAUGGUGCGGUUGCUAUUAGACGAAGGGAAUAGCUCGCAUGUCGAGGCUGAGCAGAUCUACCGGAGGUACUUGGCUCAAGGAGACCAACUCGAUGCGUUGGAUACGACGCACACAGCAUCUGCUGCCCUUGCGAUCGGUCAUGAAAGCGAAGCGCUUGAGUAUUUGCGCAGGGCUAUCGAUAUGAGCACCGAGCUCGACAUGUCGUGCUUCAGUGCAGUCUUCCACUACCUAGCAAAACAACAACCUGAAUUCGCUGUGCGCAUUCUGCGAUCGGCUUUCGCUUCUGAUCAAGCACGACUGCAAGCCAUGCACCCGACACUUGCACAGCUCUUGCCGCCCACGCUCGCUCCACGGCAGCUCGAGCCUGCAGUGCGCUCUGUCUUUGAUUUGUGCUGGACAUACGAGCGGCUAGAUCUGGCAGAUCAAGUCUACAGUCUGGCGAAUAGCCACAGUCUCACGCUCGGACCUUCUGCUCGUCGCUUUGCAUUUUUGCGCACCUUUCACAAACAUCGUCCACUGACGGUAGCAUUCGCGCUCAGCAACAGCACUGGUCAACGUCAGCUGCUAGCCGACAAUGCAGGAGGCAUCUGCUGGCUGAUCAAACUAGCAGCUCGCAAUCAGACUGUCCAAGAUGGGCUCAAAAUUCGGUCAAUGUUGGCGACAGGCGCGGCGGUCCGCGAGGCGACCGCCAAUGACUUCAGCCUGGAGGGCGGAUUGCUUCUCUUCCAGACACUGUUUCGCGCGACUGGCUUGGUUGACCUCUCUACCGCGCAAUUGCUCCUCACGAAGCUCAGAGCCAAAGGUCUGCAAAUGAUUGCUGGUCAUCGGCAGCGGGAAAGAGAAGGAUGGCGAGAAGCCAUCCGCGCUGUGCUCGCAGCGGCUCGCAGAGCACCUGAGCUGCGCUUCGUCACUCCCAUCACGCACUUUCCAAAGUCACGGCUCAGCGGCGUCAGUAAGGCACCCAGCACAGCCAACUACCUCCCUCCAUCGUUCUUAAAAGCUGCUGCUACUGCAUUUGCUGCACUGUCUGAUGGGGCAGGCAUCAACGAUGUGCUCAAUCAGAUGCAAGCCCAGGGUUUGAAUACUGCAACUCUGCGACAAACGCUUUCUCGCAUGAGUACCGGAAUGCUUUAGUGCGCCAGCGCAAGUUGUUGUAGUAGAGUACAUGCGACGAGCUUAUACCAGUACAGACGCAAGGCGAAUACAUGC
Messenger RNA from Tilletiaria anomala UBC 951, 4067 nucleotides. RefSeq lists its product as uncharacterized. The transcript has 2 exons. The record is from RefSeq and is a predicted model, not a curated record. The coding region runs from base 177 to 3992 and encodes 1271 amino acids. NCBI's taxonomy places the organism in Eukaryota, Fungi, Basidiomycota, Exobasidiomycetes, Georgefischeriales, Tilletiariaceae.